This is a messenger RNA of Malus domestica (apple), 1759 nucleotides long. RefSeq lists its product as uncharacterized. NCBI's taxonomy places the organism in Eukaryota, Viridiplantae, Streptophyta, Magnoliopsida, Rosales, Rosaceae. The record is from RefSeq and is a predicted model, not a curated record. Gene Ontology annotation, molecular function: glycosyltransferase activity.
AUGGAAGUGGAAAGCAAGUCCAUGCUGUUCACAAAAAAGAAGAGGUUUUCUCACUCAACCAUUCUCAGCACCAUUUCCCUCUUCUCACUAUUUCUGAUUCUUAUCCUAUUUCACGCACAACCCUCUCCUUCCUUCUCUCCUGCCUCAAAACCCGGAGACUCGAAACUCCGAAACUCGGUUACAUUUCUUCCUCUCAAAGACACAAGGUUUGCCAACACUGCAAUGGAGGGAAACACUUGGUUCAUGAGCUCCUUGAGUGACACAUUUGAAGAAAAUGAAUCCGAAUACCUUCAUUUCCCUUCGGAUGCAUCCAACGGAAGGCUACUGUGCAUCAAAGGGAACGACAUAAAAGAUGGCACCAAAAACUCAUAUGCCUUGGCAUAUCCUGAAGGUUUACCAAACUCCACCACGUUCUUGAAAGGCCUUGCGUUUGUGUCCGACACAUUCUAUGACUACGGAAACUUGUGGCACGGGUUAACCGCCAUGAUGCCUUUCGUCGGUUGGUCUAUGAAAAAUGGAUGCGCAAAGCCGGCAAGAUUGGUACUUUUCCACUCGGGAGAGCUGAGAGUUACAGAGAAAAUGGGGUUGUGGAUUCAGAAUUUGAUGCAAGCGAAUUUCGGGCAAGUGCAGGUCGAAGAGUUCGAGAAGGGAGAAGGGCCUUAUUGUUUCGAGAAGGCGGUUGUGAUGAGGCACAAUGUUGGGAAAAUGGGGAAGAAGAAGAAGCUUCAAGUGUCCGACUUGUUGAGAUGUAAAGCAAGAGAGUUUUGUGGCAUAAACCCUAAUGGCAGACGCAGAGAGGUCAAUGUGAGAGGGGAGCCAAGCAUUAGGUUGACGUUGCUAAUGAGGAGAGGAUCAAGAUCGUUCAAGAAUCCGACGGCUGUGACUGCUGUGUUCUCAAGGGAGUGCGUGGCAGUGGAUGGGUGCACGUUAAAGGUGGUUCAGUCUGAAGAUCUGGAUUUCUGUGAUCAGGUUAGACUAAUGACAAACACAGACGUCCUUGCAUCCCCGCAUGGAGCCCAGCUAACAAACAUGCUCUUCAUGGAUAGAAACAGUAGCAUAAUGGAGUUCUUUCCCAAAGGAUGGCUGGAGCUUGCAGGGAUAGGUCAGUAUGCUCAUCACUGGAUGGCCGAUCAAUCCGGUAUGACGCACCGGGGUGCUUGGUGGGAUCCCUAUGCCGAUAAAGAAUGCCCGGAACCUAACAAACAACUCGAAUGCUUUCUGUUUUACAAAGACGGCCGAGUUGGUCACAAUGAAACCUACUUUGCAGAGUGGACACGAACUGUCCUCAAACAAGUAAGAACAAGCAAGUUAGAACAAGACAUCGAGAGUUCGCAGAGAGAUUCAAACGUUUGCCUAUGCUAGCUAGCGAAAGAUUUCACUACUUUGUAACCUUAUAUAUCUGUAACAAACAUUUGAUGAGAAAUAUUGCAUCGUUUCGUUCUCCAUACAAAAAUUGAAUAGGGUAUAGAAAAACAAAGAUAAAGAGAAAGAUGUGACAUCCCGCUAACAUGAUUAUGGGGUUGUUUUACAGUGACAGAACAAUGUUCUUUCCCAAAUGGAUAAUUUCUCCCCUAGUGUUGCUCUAAGCACAGUACUUUGAGAAGCUCGAACGAAGAUUGUAAAGAUGUUCAACGUGUUUAGUAACAUGAACAUGUGGAUAGCCUUACAAUGAAACAAGUACUUAUGUUGUCGAUGAAACCUCUUAUAGCCUUAGAAAACAGAUGUCUGGAAGGCACUAAGUAUCCAAUCUUCAUCUGAA